AAAUAUUUUUUUUUAAUUUAUUUAUUAAAUAUAUAUUAAAAUUAUCUAACGGUAAAUAAGUUUUUAUAAUAGCUCUGCCUCAAAGGCUCUACCGUCAACAAUACGCCAAACGUUUAUAUCUUCGACACUCAUUUCCCCCGCGCCCCAACUCUUGAAAACCUCCCGGUCCAAUGGCUCCCAAGAGGCGAGUUGUCAGAACCGUCCGCAAAUCUACCGCCAAAUCCAAAACCCCCGCCUCCAAAUCCGCCGCCGCCGCAGCCAAAACUCCCGCCUCCCAAUCCACCCCUUCCGUCACCCCUCCGCGGCCGGCCGACUCGGCCACCCCCAUCUCUCCGGCCGCCACUGAAAGCCCAUCAGGCUACUCUGGAAGAACGGCUGCCGCCGAAACCCCUGCGGCGGACCCCGCCUCCGCGCCGGAGAAUGUCACUCCGAAGGCCUCUGAACCUGGCUCCUCCGCGCCGGAGAAUGUCACUCCGAAGACCUCUGAACCUGUGGCAUCGGAAACCGUAAAGGUGGUGAAGAAGAAUAUCAUCAAGAAAAGAGUUCCAACAAAGGCUUCAUCUGCGGCGAAAGAGGAGGAGAAAGCCCAAGAAGCAGCAGUAGAUUUAGUGGCGGCGGCAGCAGCAGAAAUAGAUUUACCGGUGUCAGCAGCGGAAGAAACCCCUGCCCAGCAGUCUGAGCCCAAAAAGGCUGGUGCUGAUGAGGCUGUUAGCGUGGAUCAUGCUCAGCAAGAGGAUGCAAUGGAGACAGAGAAUCCUGAUUCUAGAGAGGAGAACAAGGAUGUUUUAGUAGAACAGCACAAGGGAGAGGCAGUGGAGGCGGCAACAAGGGCAGCUCCUGGGGAUGACGAGGUGGGGAUAUCAGAGCGGCAAAGGCGGAGGAAGACAGAGAUCUUCAUUGGAGGGCUUGAUAGGGAUGCGAAGGAAGAAGAAGACAUAAGUGGGGUGUUUGGGAAGGUUGGAGAGAUUGUGGAGGUCCGGAUGAUGAUGGAUGGGCAAACGGGGAAGAACAAAGGGUAUUGUUUCUUGAGGUACAAGGAGGCAGCUCAGGCAAUGAAGGCUGUUGCAGAGUUUGCUAAAGUGGAGGCCCUGCUGUACAAGACUAUCCACAUGUGUUACCUGGACGAAAGCAUGCUUUUACUGCAAUGGGCGAUGAUGCACUGGAAUCUGAUUUGAGAGGGUAUCCUCAUGCUCAUCUUGACAGUUCUUUUCCAAUUGCCAGCUCAAGCUAUGGCGCACUGUCCUAUGGCAUAGCUGGAUCUUCUCUCACAUACUAUCAGCACCCUGGGGCUGGAUACACCAGGAGUUCUCUUUAUGGUGCUGCAGAUUAUCCAAACACCCAUCAGAUGAAGCAAGGAGCUCCUCCAAAUGGAAGCAGCCUGUAUUUCGGCUGUAAGUUUUAGUUUCACAGUAAUGACCCAUUUGGAUUAGUGUAUGGCUCUUCAUUGAUGUUCAUAAAUAUUUCCUGGAUCCUCAUCGCACUCAUGUUAUUUUACUUUCAUCUGCAGAUUGAUUGAAAUACUGGAAUAUAUAUAUAUAUGUGUGUGUGUGUGUGUGUGUGUGUGUUUUCUCCAUGCAACCUUACAGCCAUCAGUCGUGGGUACCCCAGUACGGUGCUCCUCAGCACUAAACAUAUAUAUUUAAUUUUGCUGAUAGAAUGUGAAGUUUCUGGCACAAGCUUUGAUCAGCUUAGCCAUUUCUCUCUAAAGCUUUUAGGUUGUAUCUAGUAAAGCGAUCAAAAUCACUCUAUUUCAUUAGCACCUGGAUUUUAGUGCACCAGUGAAAUUUCUUCACUUUCUUUUGUUCCUUAUCUUGAUAGGCUAUGUUAACCACGCUGAGUUUCGCACAUGUUUCAUGUUCUCUGUACUUGUGAUGAUUCUUGCAUAGGCAAUGCAGUGAAGAAUUACACACUAGUAGGUCAAGACCUGGUAUGCUGACUUGUACAAUAUAAUGUCUUAAAGCAAAUAGCAGUUGGUUAUGUUUGAAUAGUUACUACCAAGCUGAUUGGUUUGAAUGCCUGAUAAUAAAAGAUUUGUAUGGAAUGGAUGGUAUUUUUGGCCUGAAGAUUUGUAGCACUUCUUAAGCUAACACCCAAGUGCAAGAUAUUAGAAUAGAUUGCUGUUCUUGAAACUUGUUUGAGGAGAAAAUAUCCAAUAAUUCCUUUUUAUACUUUUUUUUUUUAUGGAAUGAUACUUUAUCAGGUGUGUGAAACCAAGCACAAAAGGGUUCCAUGGUCUCUGCCUGUGACUGAAGCAGGAUACAGGUAUCUGGUUAAUGGGAAAUUUACACAUGAUUUCUUGUAGCAGGACAUGGUUACAAAUACAGAAGCUUGUCAGGGUUAAUUGCUGAAGGUGUAUGCUUUUUGUGACAGUUAAGCAUGAUUUGAUUACAGGGCAAUAUUCUCUGUCCCCUGUUCUGUUGUCCAUGUCCGUGAAGGUAAAAUCGCUUAGGAUGCGAUGAUGAUUUCCUUGGGAUAUCAGUGCACGGGAAACUUUGAUGUGAACGACUGUUUGAGAACUUUAAUUUGGCUUUGGUAAAGGAGGCAACUUAGGAAGAAAAACUGGGACAAAGCUGAACCCCCCUCUCCAUGAGAAACAUGAUGCAUGCUUCUUUUUUUUUGUUUUUGGUUACACCGGCUGCUCCAACAGAAUCAAGAGGCAACAAAUGACAAAGCAAAUGAGGGAAGAUCCUCAGGUGUGUCCAGAGAAUCUCGCCAGAAUGCUGUGCAGUAAAGGAUGCGACUCAGUCUGCGAUCUUCUUCAUCUCAUGGUAUACAUGUGCAAUUUAGAAGGCCCAGCCAUCCGCCAUCCUCCAGAUGUCACACAACAUGGCUAUAAAUUUGACGAAAAUACUCAUGAAAGCCCUUCAGCGAAGUUGGGCAGGCUUGUCCCACCACGUUAUGCAAGGUUCCACUGUUAAAGGCCAUCCUCUCGGUUUUUGUUUGUGAGGAAAAUAAAGUAUAUAUAUAAAAAAAAAACAACACUAUGUCAAGAUACUGUGAGAGUGCAACUAUUAGUUUCACAGCAACAAUUUAAAUUUUAGGUGGUUGAUAAAUAAUGCAAUUCUUGUAUAUGCUACAUUGUGAGGCUUAGCCUCAGCCGUGGGUACACAUCUUUCUCAAGAAAAAGGAUAACAGAUUCAUUACACUAAUACACAAUCAUUUGUUCAUACUUUAUGCAAACCCAAAUAGCUAUCCACAAAGAGUAUAUGUACAAUGAACAAAAUUAGAAAAAAGAAGAAGAAAUAGAUAGAAGAAAUUUCAGAAGUGAUGAGCUGUAUAGGAAACAAUUCAGGCUUUUACAAUCCAGUUAAAGCCUGGUCAACUAAAAGCUUAUUUGGUGGUUGCAUCAUUUACUCAUAACCCAAGUCUUGUCUUGCGCAUCCUAAGCUAACCCCGCACCCUGGGCUGAUCUCCAUCACUCAAACAGCAGGAGAUUUCGAUUUCCUAUAGUAUUUUUAUGUGCACAAGAUUUCUCUACAGUUAAAUAAAAAAAUAAAUAUAUGUAAUUUGAUGUUGUUGCUGUUAUCCAUUGCAAAGCCAUGGGCCCUACCAUUUCAUCAUUGUUACCCCCCGGUAUGUCUAAUCCCUUUCAGUCUUUUUUUUUUUUUUCUAAGGUACAUCCGUGGUGAUGAAACCAAUUUAAAGGCAGUUUUUUCAAUAUAAAAUUAUAUAGGAUAAAAUUAGUAAAAAUAAAGAAGAUGACGGGUUUUAGCGAUUUAUGCAACGAUGGAUAGUUAAAAGCAAAACAAAAUAAAGAAAAAAGAAAUUCUCUUUUUUAUUUUUAUUUAUUUAUUUAUUUAAAGUUGUUCUAUACCAGCCUAUCUCCGAAGCAUACCAGCACGCCGUUUUCCCGUUCUAUUGCGGUCCCGUUCCAGAAUUAAGCGUCAGGAUUGGCCCCGAACCGCCUCUCCUCUCUGCCAAUCCCCCCCAGGAUGAGAGGAAUUCUCUUUGAUCACAAGAUCUGAAGGCCUUGGGUUUAUUCUAAUGCACGCAUCUGGUUUUCUACAGGGUUAGGCUAACAGUAGAUUAUAAGCAUGAGGUUCAAAGAGGGGAACAAGUUGGAGGUCAUGAGAAGGAAUCAGGAUCAUUAUGGCUCCUGGUUUCCUGCUAAAAUUUUGUCAAUACAUGGAGAUAAAUACUGUGUUAGAUUUGAGCUACUUCUGACAGCCAAAGGAAAGCCUGUGGUAGAAAGGAUACGCGAGGAAGAUGUUAGGCCCUGUCCACCUCUUGUGCAUGGAAAAGAGCGAUGGAAUGUUGGUGACAUAGCUGAAGUGUUUGACCUCCAUUCUUGGAGGGUUGGGAAGGUUGCAAAAGUUCUGAACAACAAUCAUGUCGUCAUUAGACUCUUUGGCUCUAUCCAGCUUAGAGAAUUUCAUGUCUCCAGUCUACGGGUUCGACAAGCUUGGCAAAACAAUCAAUGGGUUGUGAUUGGAAAGGUCAGUGGAAAGAAGCAAGUCACCAGUGGCUGCAACCAUUCUAACCCCAAAUAUACCAUAGGCUUAGGUUGUGAAGCACAUGGAGGCAUAUGGGAAGAAGCUUGCACCGGACAGAGAUAUGAUGGAGAUCAUUUUCGCUCAUUUUCUCCUGCAAGAACUGCAAAGAAGAAUCUGAGUUCUCACCAUACGAUAUUACCAGAUCUUGUGGUUCAAGGUACAGGAAAGAAAAGGAAAGCAAACCCAAAAGUGGAUGGAUCUCAUCAGCUAGCAAAGCGAGCUCUGCCUAGAAAGGUAGAUGCUAUUCCUUUAUCAAAAGAUAUGAUGGGCGGGAAUUGCCAGCAUAUAUCCAAUAAAGACAGAACAAUUAAAUUUUCUAAGAUGGGUGUUCAGAAGGGGACAAACAAACAUGCUAUGCAUUCAUCUUCCAUACCAUUGCAAAUUACUAAAGAGAAUAAUGAGUGCUCCAUUGCUAGUUGUAGUGGUAACAACUUGCCAGAAUAUAUUAAUGAGAAUACCAGAAAAAAUGCUAUAGAAAUUCCCGAUAGUUUGUUUGAUGAUGCCAUGUCUUCAUGUCCAUCCAAAACUGGGAAAAAGAACCACCCUGUUUCUGAAGAUGAAUUAGCUGCAAGCAUCCAUGAAUUAGAGCUGCAUGCAUAUCAAUCUACGGUGCAGGCUUUUUAUGCUUCGGGUCCUUUAAGUUGGGAGCAGGAAUCACUUUUAACAAAUCUUCGUCUAUCUCUUCAUAUUUCAAAUGAAGAACAUUUACAUCAGUUGAGGCACCUGUUGUCUGCUUAAAUUUUUUGAUUCCAGCGUAAUGAUCCUUAUCUUUCAACAAGGUCAGGAAUUUUAGAAAUUUCUCUAACCUCUUUGAGGAUCAUUUCCGAAUGUACUUUGUAAAUUGUUCUGCUUUGUAGUUAAUGUAAGAUUGGUUAUAAUGGUUAGAAAUUUUGUGAACUAGGAACUUCCCAGACUGUAUCGUUGUUAGCCUUUUGACAUCAUGUAUGUAAUUGCUGCCAAAGUAAUUAAACUGCUUCUUGCAAUCUUUCAGAACUCUGUGCUUCUACUUGAA
This is a messenger RNA of Phoenix dactylifera (date palm), 5505 nucleotides long. The record is from RefSeq and is a predicted model, not a curated record. NCBI's taxonomy places the organism in Eukaryota, Viridiplantae, Streptophyta, Magnoliopsida, Arecales, Arecaceae.